This is a messenger RNA of Gopherus evgoodei (Goodes thornscrub tortoise), 499 nucleotides long. Its product is annotated as histone H4. Lineage: Eukaryota; Metazoa; Chordata; Testudines; Testudinidae. Gene Ontology annotation, molecular function: DNA binding; protein heterodimerization activity; structural constituent of chromatin. The transcript has a single exon. Gene Ontology annotation, biological process: nucleosome assembly. Gene Ontology annotation, cellular component: nucleosome. The coding region runs from base 4 to 315 and encodes 103 amino acids. The record is from RefSeq and is a predicted model, not a curated record.
AAGAUGUCUGGUCGUGGUAAGGGAGGCAAGGGUCUCGGAAAAGGAGGCGCUAAGCGCCAUAGGAAGGUGUUGAGGGAUAAUAUCCAGGGUAUUACAAAACCUGCUAUUCGUCGUUUAGCUCGUCGUGGGGGAGUGAAGCGUAUUUCAGGUCUCAUUUACGAGGAGACUCGCGGGGUGCUGAAAGUGUUUCUGGAGAAUGUGAUCCGAGAUGCUGUCACUUACACCGAGCAUGCGAAGCGAAAGACUGUGACUGCUAUGGACGUUGUUUAUGCGCUGAAACGGCAGGGUCGUACUCUGUACGGAUUUGGAGGCUAAGCUGUGCUAUUAAUUCUCUUCCAAAACAUCUAUAACCCAAAGGCUCUUUUCAGAGCCACCCACGCUUUCAUGAAAAGAGCUGUUGUACGUGCAUCUUUCUUUUUCAGUAGAAAAGCCCGAUAGAGCGAGAGCCUGUGCUUCUGUUUAUAUUUGAUCAAACCUCAUAUUGUAGGUGAAAGUGGGU